Molecule: messenger RNA, 6325 nt
Organism: Dromiciops gliroides (monito del monte)
Lineage: Eukaryota; Metazoa; Chordata; Mammalia; Microbiotheria; Microbiotheriidae
Exons: 5
Coding region: 3488-6325 (945 amino acids)
Biological process (GO): transmembrane transport
Cellular component (GO): membrane
Molecular function (GO): transmembrane transporter activity
Source: RefSeq, a predicted model, not a curated record
GGGGAGGAAGGGAGAAAAAUUUGGAACUAUAAAUCUUAUAAAAAGAAAUGUUGAAAAUGAUCUCUACAUGUAACUAGAAAAUAAUACUUUUAUGAUUAAAGAAAAAAGAAUGCCCAACAGGACCUAGAAGCAAAGGAUACAGUUGGCCAGGGUUUUAGAGUCCCCCAAACAUCAAAUACUCAAUAUGGUAUAUAGUCCUUUCCCAAGAGUUCUUGGGAAAACUGGGAAAUCCCUUUCAACCAGCAUUUUAUACCUUGUAACCAUCUUGGCAUUAAUAUAAAAAGCUCAUAUCAUAAAACAUUGGAGGUGGAGUUACCUUUUAUAACUAUGGCUGUGUGUAGAAUUCUUAACCAAACAAGGGAUAGAGGUGAUCACACAACUUUUUUUUUAAAGAAAAAAUCUUCUGCACCAACUGAAUCCGUUUUUAGAAUAAGAGAAGCUGGCAAGUGGGCAAAAUCUUUCCAUAAAAUGUUUCUUCCAAAAAAAGAUAUAUCAGGCACUUCAUUGUUGACAUAAAUAUGUCUAAGAUGGUCCAUUACCUAAACUGUAUUAUUAUUUCUCUAAUUCUAUAAAGUAAUCCAUGGGUAGUUUGGCAUAAAUCAGUGGUAAAAUGAUAGAAAAUUCAGAAAAGAAGGAAUAAAAAUUAUCAGCCAUAGGAAAAAAAUCUUCUAUCUUCCAAAUAAUUGAAAUGCAUAUUAAAAUAACUCAGUUUUUAACCUUCCAGCUGUGGUGAGGAAUCACAGGGUGGAGGUGAUCAGGCCUUUGCUAAAGGCAAAAAAAGACCUGGCAGGGGGCAUGCUUUCCCCCCCACCCCCCGCAAGGUAGUUUGCCAUUUACUUUGUCCUCUGCCUACCCUGAUACAUCUAACCAGAGCAGACUGCCCCCUGUCCUCCUCACAACAGAAUUUCAAGAAACCCUGGUCAGCGCUCUCUACCCAUUGAUUCGGCAAAAAGCUCUUGUUGUUUUUGUUGUUGGGGCUUAUGGGAAUCAGAAACACUGGUGCUGGAGUAGUGAAUUGGUCUAACCAUUCUAUAAAAACAGUUUAGAAUUAUGCAAAACAUAUCACUCAGCUCCUCCUAGACUUUGACACAAUAGUUCCAUUACUGGAUGUAGACACUCCAUGGAGGUCCAGGACAGAAAGGUUCCAUAUAUACCCAACUAUUCCUAGUCUUUUUUCUAGGAUAAACUUAUUGAAAUGAAAUUGGUACUCGUCUUUUAGGAAAUAGAUAAACAAUUGUAAUACAUGAAUGUAGUAGGAUUAUAUUUACUGUAAAAGUGGUGAAUAUGUACAAUUCAGAAACAUAGGCAGACUUGUACGAACUGAAUUAAGCAGAACCAUGGGAGCAAUCAUAAUGAUGAUGUAAUAGAAUUCAGCUAGUGCUUUAACGGUUACAGAAUUCUUUAUUAAUAUGAUCUUAAUUUAUCCUCAUAUUAAAUCUGCAGAUAGAGAAAUGCUGUUGGUAUUAUCCCCAUUUUAUAAAUGAUUAUAAAGCAUCUGAGUCCAGAUUUGAACUCAGGUCUUUAUGACUCCAGGCCUGGCACUUUAUCCACUGCUCCACCUAGCUGCCCUACAUGAACAUAAUGCAGCAUUAUUUUGCAAUAAGUAAUGACAAAAGGGAUAGAUUGAAAAAUCUGGGAAGAUGUGUAUGAAUAUCUUGUGCAGAGUGAAGUGAGCAUAAGCAGGAGAAUCAUUUAUAUGGUAGCAACAACUUUGUAAAGACAAACAAAUUUGAAAGACUUAAGAAAUCUGAUCAUCGCAGUGAAUUAUGAUGCCUGAGGGCCUAUGAUGAAACAUUCUCCCAGCCUCUGACAGAGAAGUGAUAACUCAAGGUGUAUAUUGACAUCAUUUUUGGACAUGGCCAAUGGAGGAUUUGGUUUGGUUUGCUUAUACAUAUAUGUUGCAAGGAUUUUGCUUUUUUUCCAAAUAGGGUGGGAGAGGGAUAAAGUGGGAGAGAGAAAAUUGAUUUUUUAACUGAAAAAAGAAGUAAACUUUAUUUUUAAAGAAAAACAGAAUCAGGAAAAUGGAUUGGUUGGGGAGAGACUCAAAGGAAGAUGACCAGUUAGGAGACUGUUGCAAUAGCCAAAAGAAAUGAGGACCUGAAGGAGGGUGGUUGUAUUGGCAGUGGGGUAAGGGGGAGGAUGGGAAAAAUCUUUCCAAGGUUGAGGGCUUGGCAGCUCGUUGGAUAUGGGGAGGGGCUUAUCAGGAACAGGGAAGAAUCCAAGAGGGUUCUGAGGUUAGAAACGGAUGACUCUGAAAAUGGGGGUGGUGCCAUGACCAGAAAUCAAGGCCUUAUGGGAAAGCCCAAUUUGAGGGAAGAGGGGAAGAUGUUGAGUUUGUGGUGUUGGCAGGACAUGCAAGAGGCAGUAAGAAAUCCAGAACUGGAGCUCUGGGGAGAGGUCAUAAAUGGAUGUAUGAAUUUCAAUGUAAUCACUUACACUGAAAAGAUAAUUAGCAAAUUAGCUCCCCCAGGACAGAACCUUGGGGAAUAUCUAUAUACAAUGAAAGGAGGAUGGGGAGCCAGCAUAAAAAAGGAGUGGCCAGAAGGGUGGGGGGAACCCAGAGUACGGGACUGGGCGGGAGGGGGUAUCAUAAGGGAAGAGGUGGUGGGUACCACGUCUGCCCCAAGAAGGAUAAAGACAAAAAGAAAAGCUCCGUAUAUUCGUGACUAGAAAUGAAGCUGGUACCCAUUGGGAGGGGAAUAAGUCCCUGGACAUUUUGGGGCAUGGAAACAUAAGAGAGUAUUCAUUACGGCACAAGAAAUAAUGAAGAUGAGGAAGGCCAAGCAGUGCAAUCCCGUGCACUCUAGUACAUGCAAGGACUGCUCAGGGCUGGGGAAACAAAAACUGAUGAGAGAGUCCUUUCCUUCCAACUUGCUUGGGAUCUAUUGAGGAGCUCUGUAGAACCUGGCGCAUGCGCACACACGUCAUUACAAGCUAGACACAAAAUCAAUCCAAGCAUUAAGCACUGGGGCAAUCAGGAGAAGGAGAAGGCAUUUGGGCUGAGCCUUAAAGGAAAGGAAACACCCAAAGGGGGAGGGGGAGCAUUCCGGGCGUGGGGGAUGCCUUCCCUGUGCAGAGGGGGUAGGAGGGAGAGGGGAGAGGACAUGGAACAGCAGAUCACUUUGGCGUGACAGAGUAUGCCUGAGGGAAGCAGGGCUGGGGCAGAUGGGGGGGGCGGGCUUUCAUUGCCAACAGGAGUCUGCAAUUUAUCCUAGAGGCAAGGUUUCUUGAGCGUGGGAAAAACCCCUGCCUCAGAGCUGACUGAUUCCUUGGACAUUUAGGGAAGCAGCACGUGAGGAUUGAGAGCCUGAAAUAGAGUGAUUGUGGUGUGGAUGGGGGAAAGGGGUUGUGGGGGUGACCUCGAUGGCAUUUAGAACUGAUUGGAUAUGAGGAGUAAGAAAGAGUGAGGCUGACUUUGAAAUAGCCAAACGUGGGAAGACUUGUCUGGAUCAAGAUGGAGUGAAGACAGCAGAAGCAGGAGAACAUUAUGUAUGAUGGCUACAAUAAUGUUCAUGAAAGCCAGCACCAAAGGCCAUCAGAAUGUGGAAGCAAUCCAACCCCUGAGGAUGGAACCCGGACAUCUCAAAGAAGAGGAGACUUCAGAAUGUACCGACAGUGGAAGACUCAUCAAAUAUGGAAAGCUGCUUUCUGCAAUCUACAGGAGAGUUCCAGGAUCAGCAGCCAGAGAAUAGACACCAGCAUGAGAACAUUGGUUUCAGACAGUGCUUUCUGCAGUGACUGUGGGCCUGUGGUCAUCCUCUUUACCAUCACUGCCACCAUCAUCAUUCGUUUUCAUCGUCAGCAUCAGCAUCGUCGUCAUCAUUGUCAGCAGCAGCAGUGGCAUCAUCACUGCCACCAUUGCUACUGCUGCCAUUGUCAUCAUUGUCAUCGUGGCCGUCCUCUCUGCUGCCACCAUCUGCGUUGUCGUCACCGCUGCCCUCUCUGCCGCCGUCGUCUCUGCUGGCGCCGCCACAGCCACCACCCUGCCACCACAGUCACCACCGUCAUCGUCGUCGUCACCGCUGCCCUCUCUGCCGCCGCCGUCGUCGUCAUCGUCACCGUCAUCUCUGCCGCCACAGCCACCACCGUCAUCGUCGUCAUCGUUGUCAUCGUCACCGUCGUCUCUGCUGCCGCCACAGCCACCACCGUCAUCGUCGUCAUCGUUGUCAUCGUCACCGUCGUCGUCACCGCUGCCCUCUCUGCCGCCGCCGUCGUCGUCGUCACCGUCGUCUCUGCCGCCGCCACCACAGUCACCACCGUCGUCGUCGUCACCGUCGUCUCUGCCGCCGCCACCACAGUCACCACCGUCGUCGUCGUCAUCGUUGUCGUCAUCGUUGUCGUCAUCACGGUCGUCUCUGCCGCUGCCGCCACAGCCACCACCGUCGUCGUCGUCAUCGUUGUCGUCAUCGUUGUCGUCAUCACGGUCGUCUCUGCCGCUGCCGCCACAGCUACCACCGUCGUCGUUGUCACCGUCGUCUCUGCCGCCGCCACCACAGUCACCACCGUCGUCGUUGUCAUCGUUGUCGUCUCUGCCGCCGCCGUCGUCGUCGUCACCGUCAUCUCUGCCGCCGCCACCACAGCCACCACCGUCGUCGUCGUCACCGUCGUCUCUGCCACCGCCGCCACAGCCACCACUGUCAUCAUCGUCAUAGUUGUCGUCACCGCUGCCCUCUCUGCCACCGUCGCCAUCGUCAUCGUCACCGUCGUCUCUGCCGCCGCCGCCACAGCCACCACCGUCAUCAUCGUCACCGUCGUCUCUGCCGCCGCCACCACAGCCGCCGCUGUCGUCGUCAUCGUCAUCGUCACCGUCGUCUCUGCCGCCGCCGCCACAGCCACCACUGUCGUCGUCAUCACCGUCGUCUCUGCCGCCGCCACCACAGCCACCACCGUCGUCGUCAUCACCGUCGUCUCUGCCGCCGCCGCCACAGCCACCACUGUCGUCAUCGUCAUAGUUGUCGUCACCGCUGCCCUCUCUGCCGCCGUCGCCAUCGUCAUCGUCACCGUCGUCUCUGCCGCCGCCGCCACAGCCACCACCGUCAUCGUCGUCACCAUCGUCUCUGCCGCCGCCACCACAGCCGCCGCUGUCGUCGUCAUCGUCAUCGUCACCGUCGUCUCUGCCGCCGCCGCCACAGCCACCACCGUCGUCGUCGUCAUCGUUGUCGUCAUCGUUGUCGUCAUCACGGUCGUCUCUGCCGCUGCCGCCACAGCCACCACCGUCGUCGUCGUCACCGUCAUCUCUGCCGCCGCUGCCACAGUCACCACCGUCGUCGUUGUCAUCGUUGUCGUCUCUGCCGCCGCCGUCGUCGUCGUCACCGUCGUCUCUGCCGCCGCCACCACAGCCACCACUGUCGUCGUCGUCAUCGUCGUCGUCGUCACCGUCGUCUCUGCCGCCGCCGCCACAGCCGCCGCUGUCGUCGUCAUCGUCAUCGUCACCGUCGUCUCUGCCGCCGCCGCCACAGCCACCACCGUCGUCGUCGUCAUCGUUGUCGUCAUCGUUGUCGUCAUCACGGUCGUCUCUGCCGCUGCCGCCACAGCCACCACCGUCGUCGUCGUCACUGUCAUCUCUGCCGCCGCUGCCACAGUCACCACCGUCGUCGUUGUCAUCGUUGUCGUCUCUGCCGCCGCCGUCGUCGUCGUCACCGUCGUCUCUGCCGCCGCCACCACAGCCACCACUGUCGUCGUCGUCAUCGUCGUCGUCGUCACCGUCGUCUCUGCCGCCGCCGCCACAGCCGCCGCCGUCGUCGUCAUCGUCAUCGUCACCGUCGUCUCUGCCGCCGCCGCCACAGCCACCACCGUCGUCGUCGUCGUCAUCGUCGUCGUCAUCGUCAUCGUCGUCGUCGUCACCGUUGUCGUCACCACUGCCCUCUCUGCCACCAUCGUCGUCGCCGUCGUCUCUGCCGCCACUGCCACAGCCACCACCGUCAUCGUCAUCAUCGUUGUCGUCACCGCUGCCCUCUCUGCUGCCGUCACCGUCGUCGUCGUCACCGUCGUCUCUGCCGCCGCCACCACAGCCACCACCGUCAUCGUCAUCAUCGUUGUCGUCACCGCUGCCCUCUCUGCCGCCGUCGUCAUCACCAUCGUCUCUGCUGCCGCUGCCAUAGCCACCACUGUCGUCGUCGUCAUCGUUGUCGUCACCGCUGCCCUCUCUGCCUCUGUCUUCAUCAUCACCGUCGUCUCUGCUGCCGCCACCACAGCCACCACCAUCGUCAUCAUUGUCAUCGUCAUCACCACUGUUGCCGCCAUCGUUGCUGCCACCAUCAUGGCAGCCACCGUUGUCGUCGUCGUCAUUGUCAUCACUGCCACCUUGUUGUUUGGGCCAGAGUGA